Messenger RNA from Cuscuta europaea, 2252 nucleotides. NCBI's taxonomy places the organism in Eukaryota, Viridiplantae, Streptophyta, Magnoliopsida, Solanales, Convolvulaceae. The record is from the annotation of a GenBank genome assembly.
UCUACAUGCAUUCCACACUGCUUCUUUAUAUGUUCCCUUCCGCUCGUAUCCAUAGCCUAGAAACCCAAAGAACAACCUUUAUACUCUCUAUAUUGUUGCCGACACACUUGUUGAUGACAUCAAUAUAACUCUGCAUUUUAUGCUAAUUACUUAUCAAUUCCAAUCCAUAAUCCCCUUGAAGCUUUCAGUUCAUUAGUUGUUUAAUAUAAAUUCCCAGCUUUAAUAAUUGUAACUACACAGAAAAUCAAGAAUAAGUUCUAGCUAGCUGAUGAUAAUAAUGGCGUUUGAUCUCUCUAAUUCGGUCAAUGUUGCACUAAUCCUUGGAUUACUUCUCCUUUUCCAUGCCUCCGCUGAAAAAGCUCCGAAUUACUCUUUCUUGCGCCCGGCAACGACGGCGCCAGCGGAGUCGCACUAUGACUACAUCAUCAUCGGCGGAGGCACCGCCGGGUGCCCGUUGGCGGCGACGCUAUCCCAGAACUACAGCGUGCUUCUGCUCGAGCGAGGCGGCUCGCCCUACGGGAAUCCGAACAUCACCCACAUGUCGGCGUUCGGGGCCGCCCUCUCCGACCUGUCGGCGUCUUCGCCGUCGCAGAGGUUCAUCUCCGAGGACGGGGUGAUAAACGCGCGUGCCCGCGUUCUGGGGGGCGGAAGCUGCCUGAACGCGGGGUUUUACACGCGAGCGGCACCGGAUUACGUGAACCGGAUGGGGUGGGACGGGCGCGCGGUGAACGAGUCUUAUGAGUGGGUGGAGGAGAAGGUGGCGUUUGAGCCGCCGGUGAAGGAGUGGCAGUCGGCGGUGAGGGAGGGGUUGCUGGAGGCAGGGAUUGAGCCUUAUAAUGGGUUUACGUACGACCAUAUCAACGGAACGAAGGUAGGUGGGACCAUAUUUAACUCCACCGGCCACCGUCAUACGGCGGCUGAUCUUCUGGAGUAUGCCGACCCUUCUCGCCUUACUGUGCUCUUGCAUGCUUCCGUCCACAGAAUCUUGUUCACCAACAAAGGAAUUGCAGGAAAUUCGAAGAUAGUAGCCAAUGCAGUGGUGUUCAGAGAUGCAUUAGGGGUAUCACACAGGGCAAUCUUAAAUAGAGGGGCAAUGAAUGAGAUUAUUGUAUCAGCUGGUGCAUUGGGUAGCCCACAAAUAUUAAUGCUGAGUGGAAUAGGUCCAGCCCAGCAUCUUAAGGCCCAUAAUAUAAGUGUUGUUUUGGACCAACCCUUGGUUGGGCAAGGAAUGUCUGAUAACCCCAUGAACGCCGUCUACAUUCCGUCACCGGUCCCCGUUGAAGUGUCCCUCAUUCAGGUCGUCGGGAUAACCUCCUUCGGAACUUACAUAGAGGCUGCUUCCGGUGAGAACUUCGGUGGUUCUACCACUCAUUAUGGAAUGUUCUCUCCUCAGAUCGGACAGCUGUCGACGGUGCCACCGAAACAGAGAACCCCAGAAGCCAUAGCAGAAGCCACUGAAGCGAUGAGCAAGCUGGCGCCGCCCGCAUUCCAAGGCGGUUUCAUCCUAGAGAAGAUAAUGGGCCCCCUCUCCUCCGGCAACCUCUUACUCCGGACCCUGAGCCCGGACGACAACCCCGCCGUCACCUUCAACUACUUCAAAGAGCCGGAGGACGUACGGCGCUGCGUCGACGGCAUCAAAGUCAUCGAGUCCGUCGUCGAGUCCAGACCCUUCUCCAAGUUCCGGUACGACAACCUCUCCUGGCAGAUCCUCCUCAACAUGACUGCCGCCGCGCCGGUCAACCUGCUGCCGAAGCACACCAACGCCUCCGUGUCUCUGGAGCAGUUCUGCAGGGACACGGUGAUGACAAUCUGGCACUACCAUGGAGGAUGCCAAGUGGGCCGGGUUGUCGACCCGGAUUAUAAGGUUGUCGGGGUUAAUAAUUUGCGAGUGGUGGAUGGAUCCACGUUUCAUUACUCUCCUGGGACCAACCCUCAAGCCACUGUUAUGAUGCUCGGAAGGUAUAUGGGAGUGAGGAUUUUGAGCGAAAGACUCGCUAAACAAUAGUGAAUGUGUUGAUCAAGCCCUUUAUAUUUGUCAAUAUACAUAUUUUUCACUUCUUUUUUCAAAUUUUCACUGCAAAAAAUAUUGCAAACGUGAGUACGUGAUUAUUAUAUAAUAAUAAUUGUAAUACCUUGACAACUCAAAUAAUCGAUGAAGCUGUAUGUAUUUCUCUGAAUAUAGGAUAGAAAGAAAGUCAUUGCUACAAAAUCAAAAAUUUUGGCAAAGUAUUAUUUAACUCGGCCGGUUUCAC